AUAUCAGUUAAUGAAAGAGCCCAAUGCAAAAAAAAAAUGCAUGUUGGGUCUUUGAAACAGUUCAAAUCAUUUUGCGAAUAAUAAGUUUGAUCUGUUUUACCGAGAAGGUCUACGGUUCGAGUCCGUAUAGCCCUAGUAAAUUUAUAUACUAGCGAAUGAAUAUUAAUAAUUCAUUCCAACCUAAUCAACUAUAAUUGAAUGGAAUAAAUAGAUCGAGGAACACCCUAUUUAACUGUGAUAUGAUUUGUUUAAUAGAAUUUAAUUUGUAUCCAAGCCUCGGUUUGAAAAAGUCUCUUUGCCAACGUUUCAUCGGCAAAGAGACUUUUUGUCUUUAUAUACCUUACCUAUCAAAGCGCAAAACAAGUAGUCUUUUCUUUCCUUAUACAAUCAAUAGAAAUACUCUGUCGGAAUUAGAAUUAAAUAAACUAUACCAACAUAAUUCCAAUUCUAAAAUCGAAAUUCUUCAACAUUCUCUUACACGAGAAUUCUCUAUUAUAAAUAAUAUAUAAAUAAUAUAAAUAAAAAAAGCGGAAAGAAAGAAAAAAAUUCCAAAUUGAAUUAUGAUUUUUUUCCGGUUCAAUCUUUUCUUUCUUUAGUUAUAUAAAAUCGAGGUGAAAGUGAGAAAGUUUUAUUUGUAUAUAUAAGAUAAGAACAAUAGAAUAAUUCUAUAAUAUAGAAUAAAAAUUACAAGUGGAAUGGAAAACAAAACAGAAAUAAGAUUCGAGUCAAUCACUCUUGAAACGGAACACAUCCCGCAGUAAACAAACGUAACUCGGUUGGUUAGGCGGUUCACUCAAAAUAAAUUGUUGUUUUAACUAAAAGAGUUAGAGUUAUAGAUAAUUUGAGAAUUCCAAUUCGAAUCAACUAAUUCGACAUAUUUUCCACAUUCAUAAGGAGUCCGUCUAUGUUUCUACUUUAUGAAUAUGAUAUUUUUUGGGCAUUUUUAAUAAUAUCAAGUGUUAUUCCUAUUUUAGCAUUUCUAGUUUCCGGAAUUUUAGCUCCGAAUAGCAAAGGACCCGAGAAACUUUCGACUUAUGAAUCAGGUAUAGAACCUAUGGGGGAUGCUUGGUUACAAUUUCGAAUCCGUUAUUAUAUGUUUGCGCUAGUUUUUGUUGUUUUUGAUGUUGAAACCGUUUUUCUUUAUCCAUGGGCAAUGAGUUUUGAUAUAUUGGGUGUAUCCGUAUUUAUAGAAGCUUUAAUUUUCGUGCUUAUCCUAAUUGUUGGUUUAGUUUAUGCAUGGCGAAAGGGAGCAUUGGAAUGGUCUUAAUCCCCGAAUAUUCCGACAAUAAAAAAAAAAAGAAAAAAAAAAUAAGAUUGAAACAGUUAUGAAUUCCAUUGAGUUUCCACUACUUGAUCGAAUAGCCCAAAAUUCAGUUAUUUCAACUACAUCAAAUGAUCUUUCAAAUUGGUCAAGGCUCUCGAGUUUAUGGCCGCUUCUCUACGGUACCAGUUGUUGCUUCAUUGAAUUUGCUUCAUUAAUAGGCUCGCGAUUCGACUUUGAUCGUUAUGGACUGGUACCCAGAUCGAGCCCUAGACAAGCGGAUCUAAUUUUAACAGCAGGUACCGUAACAAUGAAAAUGGCACCUUCUUUAGUGAGAUUAUCUGAGCAAAUGCCUGAACCAAAAUAUGUUAUUGCUAUGGGAGCAUGUACAAUUACAGGAGGGAUGUUCAGUACCGAUUCUUAUAGUACUGUUCGAGGGGUCGAUAAACUAAUUCCUGUGGAUGUCUAUUUGCCGGGCUGCCCCCCUAAACCAGAAGCAGUUAUAGAUGCUAUAACAAAACUUCGUAAAAAAAUAUCUCGGGAAAUCUAUGAAGAUAGAAUUAAGUCUCAACAGAAGAAUCGAUCACCAGGCGGGCUGUUAGCUAGUGUGUAUCAUCUUACGAGAAUAGAAUACGGUGUGGAUCAACCAGAAGAAGUAUGCAUAAAAGUAUUUGCUUCAAGGAGGAAUCCCAGAAUUCCGUCCGUUUUCUGGGUUUGGAAAAGCGCGGAUUUUCAAGAACGGGAAUCUUAUGAUAUGUUGGGAAUCUCCUAUGAUAAUCAUCCACGCUUGAAACGUAUUUUAAUGCCUGAAAGUUGGAUAGGAUGGCCCCUACGUAAGGAUUAUAUUGUCCCCAAUUUUUAUGAAAUACAAGAUGCUUAUUGAAUGGUAAGGAAUUUAUUUUCACUUCUACGACAUAAAGACUUUUUAUAUUAUAUAUGUUCUGCUCUAGAUUAAAUAGAGUAACUGAUGUCCCGCAGGUAUUCUAUAUCUGGAAUAUGGAUAGAUAAAAAAAUAAAAGACAAGUCACGAAUUCAUUGAGAUUUGAAAAAGUUUUCUUUUGGAUGAGCUAAGAACCGAUAGAAUGAACUAAAAAGUUAUGUAUUAUGAACUUUGUACCGCGUAUCCAUCAAUUACUUACUUAGAGGGGUCAGAAAGUCCUAUACCUAUAAAUUCUUAUAUUAUUAGGAAAUCAAGAAAUAUAUACCAAAGGGAAUCUGAUUCUAUUUGGAAUUUAUCUAAGAUAAUUCUUAUUUAUCGUCAUCCUUUAACUCUUCGAGACUCUAUUUUUAUUUGAGUGUUUCAACUUUUUUUGAAUAUUUGGAAUAUGUAUGAAGUAUUAAUAUGCAUUUUGUCUGAGAGUAAACACAAUAUGAACAAAUAAAAAAAAUCGAAAACAUAAAAAAAUUCGUUAUUUUCAUUUUACUUUUAAAAACUUUGGAUCCAUCUAUUUUUUUUUUAGGGAUAGGUGGGGUAUCUUGGGCGAUAACUAGCUAAGUAACUUAUGUACGUGUCAUGAUCUCGACUAGUAAUGAAUAUGUAUAUCAAUCCGUAUUGGUUAAUUUGUAGAAUAUAUUAUAUAUACUCAUACAAAAGGUAUGUGCCAAGAACCAGAUUUGAACUGGUGACACGAGGAUUUUCAGUCCUCUGCUCUACCAACUGAGCUAUCCCGGCCAUUCAUUCACCCUUCUGGUGCAUUAUCUUCUCAUUUUACUCGAUAACUUGGGUCUAUGUCAAUUAAAAAAAGGACGAAAGUUAUUACAAAGUCUUAUCUAGGUAUCGAAAUCUCUUUGGUUUUCCAAUUCGAAAUUUGUCUAUAAUUUGAUUAUUAUGAGUAAUCAUAUGAAUUGUGAAUCACUCAAAUGAGUACUCCUUGUUCAAAGAUAUCCAUUUGUAUGUCUAUCAUAUAUAUCACAAGACUUGUUAUAAGAGAAAAACACUUCCGUCCAGAUCCAUUUUGAAAAGAAAAAAAAAAGAUAACUAGUUAGGGAGUCAAAAAGCUUUUGGGGAUAGAGGGACUUGAACCCUCACGAUUUUUAAAGUCGACGGAUUUUCCUCGUACUAUAAAUUUCAUUGUUGUCAGUAUUGACAUGUAUAAUGGGACUCUAUCUUUAUUCUCGUCCGAGUAACCGAUUAACCGGUUCUUUCAAAGAAAGAUCUAUCAGACUAUGGAGUGAAUGAUUUGAUGAAUAUUUGAUUCUUUUUUCAACUUGAAAUAGAGUCAAAAAAAUUCUUCCAUUUUUUCAUUUUUAUUUCUAGAAAAUUUCAUAUUCUAUAUUAUCUCGAAAUCAGAAAUAUCUAAAAAUUCUAAAAAUAGAAAUACAGAAUAGAUUCGAAGUGCCAUUAAUCAGGAAUUUCGACAGAAGAAUUCUUCGAACAACCCAGCACAAUCAACUCCAUUUGUUAGAACAGCUUCCUUUGAGUCUCUGCACCUAUCCUUUUUUUAUUCUUGCUUUCUGAAUCCUUUUUUUUUUUUUUUUUACUUUUGAAAAAGGAGUUGGCUCAGGAUUGCCCAUUUUUAUUAAUUCCAGGGUUUCUCUGAAUUUGAAAGUUUUCACUUAGUAGGUCUCCAUACUAAGGCUCAAGCCAAUUAAGUCCGUAGCGUCUACCGAUUUCGCCAUAUCCCCCUUUUUUUUAAGAUUUUUUUAAGAUUAGGAUCUCAGGGUGAUGUCCUUCCCCUUUAUUUUAUUUUUUUUCUUUCAUUUCGGUCGGAACCAUCGAAUUCAUGAGAUUUUAUAUGAAUUACUAUAAACCAAAAAUUUUUUGUCUAUCUUCUUUCAUCUCUAUCGGAAGUCUAUAUUUGACUUUUUUUUGGUCUAAUCAGAAAUGA
Amaranthus tricolor (Joseph's coat) is the source of this 4089-nucleotide messenger RNA. RefSeq names its product NAD(P)H-quinone oxidoreductase subunit K, chloroplastic-like. The record is from RefSeq and is a predicted model, not a curated record. Gene Ontology annotation, molecular function: quinone binding; 4 iron, 4 sulfur cluster binding; NADH dehydrogenase (ubiquinone) activity. Gene Ontology annotation, biological process: aerobic respiration; electron transport coupled proton transport. The transcript is spliced from 2 exons. The coding region runs from base 1326 to 2144 and encodes 272 amino acids. NCBI's taxonomy places the organism in Eukaryota, Viridiplantae, Streptophyta, Magnoliopsida, Caryophyllales, Amaranthaceae.